GGGGACGCGCCCGGCGGCGGGGGCGCGCACCGAGGCGCCGCUCAGUUCGGGGGCGCCCACGGAGCGGCCGCCAUAUGCCGCGGCUGCCGCGGCGGCUCCGAGCGGCGCUGCCCCCCGGCAUCCUCCUCGUCCUCACCGUCCUCCUCCUCCCCGCGGCGGGCGCGGACGGAGCGCGGCGCCUCCAUGGGAAGUUCGCACCUCCUGAACAAGGGCUUGCCUCUAGUAAAAAUUUGAACGCCAUCCAGGCUACAGAGGUUGCAGUGGAUAAGAAGUAUAAAAGCUUUGGUUCAAGAUUACAGGAGGCUGCAAGAAAAAUUAAAGACAUGGAAAUGAGGAUGGAAUGACAGGCUGCUAUUUUGCCUCAGAAUACUGAAGAUUGUAAAGCAUUGAGAAAUCGAAUUCAUGAUCCUGGAAAUCAAGCUCAGAUUAAGAAAUGUCAGGCAUUCGACCUCCGAUCAUGAACGGGCCCAUGCACCCGCGCCCCUUGGUAGCGCUGCUGGACGGCAGGGACUGCACAGUAGAAAUGCCUAUUCUGAAGGACGUAGCCACUGUGGCGUUUUGUGAUGCUCAGUCUACACAAGAAAUUCAUGAAAAGGUACUAAAUGAAGCAGUGGGUGCCCUGAUGUAUCACACUAUAACUUUAACUCGAGAAGACCUGGAGAAAUUUAAAGCACUUCGAAUAAUUGUCCGAAUUGGCAGUGGUUUUGAUAAUAUUGACAUCAAAUCUGCUGGAGAUUUAGGGAUCGCCGUGUGCAACGUGCCAGCCGCCUCCGUGGAGGAGACAGCGGAUUCCACCAUGUGCCACAUCCUGAACCUGUACCGCAGAACCACCUGGCUGCACCAGGCGCUGCGCGAGGGCACGCGCGUGCAGAGCGUGGAGCAGAUCCGGGAGGUGGCCUCGGGCGCCGCGCGCAUCCGCGGGGAGACGCUGGGCAUCAUCGGCCUGGGGCGUGUUGGGCAGGCAGUGGCCCUGCGUGCCAAGGCCUUUGGCUUCAGUGUGAUUUUCUAUGACCCGUACCUGUCGGACGGCAUGGAGCGCGCCCUGGGGCUGCAGCGCGUCAGCACUCUGCAGGACCUGCUGUUCCACAGCGACUGUGUCACCCUGCACUGCAACCUCAACGAGCACAAUCACCAUCUCAUUAACGACUUCACCAUAAAGCAGAUGAGACAAGGGGCUUUCCUGGUCAACACAGCUCGAGGUGGGUUAGUAGACGAAAAAGCACUUGCACAGGCCCUGAAGGAAGGAAGGAUACGAGGGGCAGCCUUAGAUGUACAUGAGUCAGAACCAUUCAGCUUUAGUCAGGGCCCCUUGAAGGAUGCACCAAACCUGAUCUGUACCCCACAUGCAGCCUGGUACAGUGAGCAAGCCUCCAUUGAGAUGCGGGAGGAAGCGGCGCGAGAGAUCCGAAGGGCGAUCACAGGUCGUAUUCCAGACAGCCUGAAAAACUGUGUUAACAAAGAUCACUUGACUGCAGCUACACAUUGGGCCAGUAUGGACCCUGGAGUUGUUCAUCCAGAGCUUAAUGGUGCUGCAUACAGCAGGUACCCGCCGGGCGUGGUCAGCGUGGCCUCCACGGGCAUCCCCGCGGCGGUGGAAGGCAUCGUCCCCAACCCCAUGUCGCUAUCGCACGGGCUCCCCGCCGUCGCCCACCCGCCCCACGCGCCCUCCCCCGGCCAAACUGUCAAACCAGAGGCUGAUAGAGAGCACCCCAGCGACCAAUUGUAGCCCACAGCAGCAUUCCCUGCGCCGCGCCGGAGACAGCAGCUCCGCUCCGAGCAAAACCCUGGAUUUGGAUUCAAGGCAAAACCAUGAACUUGCAGGAGGAGACGAUUAUUGCUUCAGAAACUGGUCCAAUAUACAGUAUAAAAGGAAAAAAGGUGGGAGACAAAAAGAAGAUUCGGAAACAUUUUUUUCCUCCGUAUAAAUUGUAGUUUGUCCCUGUCCAGUGGACUGAUUCACUGUUUCUGUGUCCUAUGGGUUCUUUGUUAAGCAAGAGAAGUUAGUAGUUAAUUAUAUCAUGAAUGUACUUGUCUGUGUACAGUUUCUAGAACAUUAAAAAGGGUUUGUUUGCUUAGCUGUCGACAAGGAAAAACAUAAGGGAGGCAUUCAGCAAACCAGUUUUGAGAUUAAAAAUCCUUUCUUUUAUAUUUUCAAACAUGCCCAAAAAUGAGGCAGUUGGCAGACUUCUCAGGACAAUGAAUUUUUCCCAUUUUUCUUUCUAUGCCACACAGUGCAUUGUUUUUUCUACCUGCUUGUCUUAUUUUUUAGAAUAAUUUAGUAAACAAAAGAAAAACAGUUUCUCCUAAUUUUGGCGUGAAUUCCCUUAUUUCAAAAUGAAGACAACCUUGCAAAGAGAUUUUGAGGAAAACAAAAAGGUUUUGUAUAAACGAGCAUUGUGCUUUUUGUCACCAGUUAAAGUAUAUAUUAUUGGUGGUAUCUGGAAAAGGCACUAGACUACUGAAAAGUAGCAGCAUUUCAUUGCCUACAUUGAUUCCUUCCUGGUAAUGUGGUAGGCUAGCAAUAUUUUUGGUUAAAAUCAUGUUUGUGACUGUAACCAUUUGUAUGAAUUAUUUUAAAGAAAUAAAAAUCCCAGACAAAUAUCAUAUGUGUAAAAAUUUUUAUUUCUAGUAACUGUUUAUUCAACUUUUAUUAGGUUUCUUAGCUGUAAUUUUUAAACAGAUGCUGUCAAGUAUUUCAUUUCUAGCUUUACUUUGCUCUCUGUUGUUUGUAAUACUGUCUUGGAAGCUUGAAAAAUAAAAACAAAAUAAUUCUUUCCAUACCAUUUUUCCCUUUACAUUUCGUAAAUGUUGAUCUUUUUUCCUGUGUUUCUAAUGGAGUUUGAAAUUAAGAUGGAUUUUGAUUUGUACACCGGCAUCAUCAGCUGCAAUGUGGUAACAGCAUUUACGCCACCACUGUGGCCAGAGCAGAGGAGGUACAACAGCAACACAACAACAGCAGUAAUAAUAAUAAUAAUAAUAAAUGUCUUUUGCCGAAGUCCAA
This is a messenger RNA of Zonotrichia leucophrys gambelii, 3001 nucleotides long. It is a transcript of the gene CTBP1, whose product is annotated as C-terminal binding protein 1. The record is from RefSeq and is a predicted model, not a curated record. Gene Ontology annotation, molecular function: oxidoreductase activity, acting on the CH-OH group of donors, NAD or NADP as acceptor; transcription coregulator binding; DNA-binding transcription factor binding. Gene Ontology annotation, cellular component: nucleus. The coding region runs from base 434 to 1726 and encodes 430 amino acids. The transcript has 10 exons. Lineage: Eukaryota; Metazoa; Chordata; Aves; Passeriformes; Passerellidae. Gene Ontology annotation, biological process: regulation of transcription by RNA polymerase II.